AAUUUCUGUUUCAACUUGCUCUGAUUAGAUGCAAUACAAAUGAUAAAAUGCUAUUAAAUUAAUAUGCUUUACUGACAUUCCUCUGAAAGGUCUUUCAAAAGCGUAUGGACGGAAGUGUAGAUUUUGACAGAAACUGGACUGAGUAUUCCGACGGAUUUGGAACUCUGGAUACAGAAUUCUACCUAGGUAAUCAAGCUCUACAUGAGAUAAGCGGAGACAGAAAUUUUGAGCUCAGAAUUGAAUUGACUGACCAAUUAGGAGAAUAUCGGUAUGCCAAGUACUCCCAGUUCUCGGUAGACAGCCCUGAAACUUUAUAUAAAUUAACCAUCACAGGAUAUACUGGAAAUGCAUCCGACAGUUUAGGUCCUCAUAGUGGAUUCAAGUUUUCUACAUAUGACAUGGAUAAUGAUGCAUAUGAAGGUUUUAACUGUGCUUCGUUUGGUCAAAGUGGAUGGUGGUAUGUGUCAUGUGGGCUCAGCAAUCUGAACGGGCUGUAUGGAAUUGUUGGAUAUCAGGGAUUAACGUGGUACUACUGGAAUAAUACAUUUUCUCAUGUCAUGAGUUCAACCCGAAUGAUGAUGAGGUUAAAGGAACAUUGAACAUUUCUUGUUAAAUCAAGUUUAUUCUAGAUUAUUUCUAUAAUUUACUAAAACUUCUUAAACUCUCCAC
This is a messenger RNA of Saccostrea cuccullata (small rock oyster), 669 nucleotides long. Its product is annotated as fibrinogen-like protein A. The record is from RefSeq and is a predicted model, not a curated record. The transcript is spliced from 3 exons. Bases 105 to 599 code for a protein of 164 amino acids. NCBI's taxonomy places the organism in Eukaryota, Metazoa, Mollusca, Bivalvia, Ostreida, Ostreidae.